AUGGCUGAUUCGUUAGAAGGAUUAGAAGAAUGGAACAGACAAAUUGAAAAAGCAAUCUCCAAGAAUGAAUCGAUUAUUAAAGCUUUCAAAUUCGAAAAAUUUAGCAUCAUUGGUAAUAAGGUGACCACCGAAAAGAAGGGUUAUGAAGCAAAUAUUAAUGUGAAUGAUAAGGAGAACAAUGAUGUAAUCACCGAGGAGGAGAACAAUGAAGCAGAUAAUGAAGCUAAUAAUUAUGAGAAUACCGAAGAGAGGAGCGAUAAGGCAAAUGUUGAAGCGAUUAGUAAUAAUAAAAAUAGUAUCAACUAA
Messenger RNA from Dentiscutata erythropus, 306 nucleotides. The record is from the annotation of a GenBank genome assembly. Lineage: Eukaryota; Fungi; Glomeromycota; Glomeromycetes; Diversisporales; Gigasporaceae.